Molecule: messenger RNA, 2011 nt
Organism: Phialemonium atrogriseum
Lineage: Eukaryota; Fungi; Ascomycota; Sordariomycetes; Cephalothecales; Cephalothecaceae
Product: general substrate transporter
Exons: 4
Coding region: 185-1816 (543 amino acids)
Biological process (GO): transmembrane transport; carbohydrate transport
Cellular component (GO): membrane
Molecular function (GO): carbohydrate:proton symporter activity
Source: RefSeq, a predicted model, not a curated record
AUUGGUCGAUACUACGAGUAUAUAACCCCAUCUCUACAUCCUGGUUCUCCUUCCUCAGUUUGUCUCCAUCGGCCCCAGUCUGCUCUUCUCCUGAACCGGCGAUCCAUCGGUUCUUUGACGAGUGCUAGGGCGGCCGCGAGACAAGGAGCCUCCGAGAGAGACACUCGUCGCAACCCUCCCCAAGAUGACGGCCAAGACGAUGACCGCGAGCGAUACGGUGGCAAAUCUCGCCACGCGCGAGGGCCUCACGACGUGGCGGCAGAACUUACGCACCAUCCUCAUCUGCAUGCUCGUCUCCUCCGCCACCCUCCAGUAUGGUCUCGACAUAUCCAUCAUCAAUGGCGCCCAAGCCAUGAAGGGCUUCCUCAAGGUCUUCGGCCACCCAAACCCGAACGCGCCCCAGGGCUACGGCAUCUCGACUUCGUUCCAGCAGUCCAUCACCAGUCUUAUGAACAUCGGCGUCGUGGUCGGUUCCUUCACGCUCGAAUUCUUUUCCCACCGUCUAGGCCGCAGAAAGAAUUUCAUCGUGGGUUCGCUAGCGUCGGUCGGUGCGAACCUCAUCCUCGUCCUCUCUACGAAUAAGAGCGCCAUUAUCUUCGGCCGUUUCCUCUUCGGCGUAUCCAACGGUCUUUACAUUGGAUUUACCACUAUAUAUAUCUCGGAAGCGGCACCAGCGCAUCUACGGGGCUCUCUCGUUACCUUCGUCCAGGUGUCUGUCUGCAUCGGCACCAUUAUCGGCGCCGUCGUCAACAAUGCAUCCUCGAACAUGGACUCCCGUCUCUCCUACCAGAUCCCGCUCUUCACCCUGUUCGUAAUUCCGGUCUUCUGCGCCGUUACGGCUUUCUUCAUCCCCGAGUCUCCUCGCUGGCUCAUCCUGAAGGACCGCCGUGAGGAUGCCCGGCAUCACCUCUACCGCCUGCGGGGGCCUUCCUUCCCCCCCGAACUCAUCGACGCCGAGAUAGAUUCCAUUGCGGAAGCUGUCCGGGCCGAGCAGGAGAACACGCUCCGCGGCUGGCGCGCUCUUCGCCUCAUGUUCAGUGGUGCCGAGCGCCGCCGGACGCUCCUGGUCAUGGCUUGUGGUACCAUGCACGGGGCCUCUGGUUUCCCUUUCAUCUCCAGCUAUAAGACCUACUUCUUCCAGGUCGCGGGAUCCAAGACGCCCUUUACCGACUCUAUCAUCGUCACCUGCGUAUCUCUUAUCGGGGCCUUCAGUGGUGUCUUCCUUAACCGCUAUGUCAGACGUCGCCUGGUUCUUCUGUUCGGAUUCAUUGUCCAGGCCUUCGUUAUGCUCAUCAUCGCCACUGUCUGGACCGCUAACCCAGCCACUGUCACAACCGGUAAAGUCAUCGUCGCCAUGGUUGUCAUAUUCCAGUGCCUCUACGCCGCUAUCGUCGGUCCCACGUCUUGGAUCGUCGCCGGCGAGAUUCCCAACAACCGUCUGCGGGCCAUGACAUUUGGCCUUGGUAACGGUGUCGGUUUUAUCGCCUACUUCUUGAUUGCCUUCACCACACCUUACUUUAUCAACCCCGAGGCUUUGAACAUUGGUCCAAAGGUUGGUUAUAUCUGGUUCGGAUCCAACAUUAUCGCCUUCCUCUUCAUUUUGUUCUUCCUUCCGGAAACGCACCGCCGCUCCCUCGAAAACCUCGAUGAGAUGUUCUACAACAACGUCCCCACCCGCAAGUUCAAGUCAUACCAGUGCACAGGCGUCGUCCAGCACCCCGAGGAAAGCGAGAAGGCCCUUAACGAGAAGGCCCUUGCGAUUGAGUCUGACGGCGCGACCUCUCACGUCGAGAAGCAACCCAGUCGCGAGACUUAGUUGUUGGAACUAUAUUCUCUUGUCUUCGUGAGCUUCGUCAUGUACGCCACUUGGAGCAUCCACGGGGGAGACACGACAGGGGUAUAGCCACUACUUCUGCGUGGCUGGCGGCAAACAGUAGCCUGGAUCAAUUUCUAUUUGGUGCUGCCUGCCGGGCCUCUGAUAUUGAAGGGGGUGCCGGUCGAACCGGUGAUA